Messenger RNA from Theobroma umbraticum, 1566 nucleotides. Its product is annotated as HXXXD-type acyl-transferase family protein. Lineage: Eukaryota; Viridiplantae; Streptophyta; Magnoliopsida; Malvales; Malvaceae. The record is from RefSeq and is a predicted model, not a curated record. Gene Ontology annotation, molecular function: acyltransferase activity, transferring groups other than amino-acyl groups.
CCCAUUUUCUUUGACAAUGAAAUUUGGGGUUGAGAGGAACAUUAUUUGAUUCUCCCUUUUUUUAACUAUAAAUUCCUGCCUACUCUCUAACCCAAAGCAAAGCUAACCCAGGUAUCUCUCAUUUUACUCAGAAAUGGGGUCAGCUAAGGGAGAUUUCAUGGUAUCAGUGGGCAAAAAGGAGGUGGUGGCAGCGGCUCUUCCAUUCCAAGAGCACUGGCUGCCACUCACCAACCUGGACUUGCUUCUGCCACCACUUGAUGUUGGACUUUUCUUCUGUUACAAGAAACCAACGAUGAGUUUCGGUUCCAUGGUUAGUGUUCUGAAGAAGGCCUUGGCUCAAGCUCUUUUGUCCUACUACGCUUUUGCUGGGGAGGUCGUGACAAACGCUCUGGGGGAGCCUGAGCUUCUCUGUAACAAUCGAGGUGUCGAUUUCAUUGAGGCUUAUGCAGAUAUUGAGCUUGAAAACCUCAACUUGCAUAACCCUGAUGAGAGCAUUGAAGGCAAAUUCGUACCCGAAAAGAAACAUGGUGUGCUCUCAAUUCAGGCAACUGAACUUAAAUGUGGGGGUAUAGUGGUGGCAUGCUCCUUUGAUCAUCGAAUUUCUGAUGCCUACUCAACCAACAUGUUUCUCGUGUCAUGGGCUGAAAUAGCUCGCUCGAAGCCGGUUUCGGUUGUACCAUCCUUUCGUCGAUCUCUGCUGAACCCGAGACGCCCUGGGCGCUUUGACCCUUCCCUUGAUGAGAUGUACGUGCCAAUACCCUCGUUGCCACCCCCGGAAGAGUUCCAUGAACCUACUGAUCAUCUCAUCAGUCGCAUUUAUUAUGUUACUGCUGACAAACUCAAUGAGCUUCAGUCGCUUGCUUCCUCCGACGGACACAACAGGACCAAGCUUGAGUCUUUUAGUGCAUUUUUGUGGAAAAUGGUGGCGACUGUAGCCACCCAAGAUGGAGACAAGAUAUCAAAAAUGGGGAUUGUUGCGGAUGGGAGGUCAAGGUUAGGUGAAGGAGACCAAGAUAAAGCAACUCUCAUGGGUUCUCAUUUCGGGAAUGUGCUAUCCAUUCCGUACGGAUCCCAGACAGUGGGUGAACUUGUUGAGAAGCCUGUGACUUGGGUGGCAAAACAGGUUCAUGAUUUUUUAAAACCUGCGACGGACCAGGAACAUUUCCUGGGACUGAUUGAUUGGGUUGAAGCUCACCGCCCUGAGCCUGCAAUGACAAGGGUAUACUGCGUGGGCAAGGACGAUGGGCCAGCUUUGGUGGUGUCAUCAGGGCAACGUUUCCCAGUUUCAAAAGUGGAUUUCGGAUGGGGCAGCCCCACGUUUGGGUCAUACCAUUUCCCAUGGGGUGGGCUUUGUGGAUACGUUAUGCCGAUGCCCAGUCCGGCGGGAGAUGGUGACUGGGUGGUCUAUAUGCACCUCUUGAAAGGGCAGUUGGAGCUAAUAGAAGAGCAAGCUGCAAAUGUGUUUAGGCCCUUGACUUUUGAUUAUCUUACAAAGGUUUCCUCAAACUAGGUUUAUCAUUUAAUCAUAUAUAUGUAAAGUUUGCAGACUGAUUUGCUUAAGAUUCA